UGGAAGGCUUGCUAGUUCCUAAAGCCACCUAUUCACCCACAGCCAGGGAUCUCCUGUCUAAUCGCUAACCAUGGAUAACCAUUCAUACAACUUCCCCUCAGACUGCACCCCACUCACCAACUGUAAGUCUGCCCGUAAGCCGGCUGGAUCCACCGUCGUGAACAUGGGCAAUGCUGGCAAGAAUCCUCCCCGGGACUAUCUAGUCUGGUCAUUGUGCAACACCUUGUACGUUAACUUCUGCUGCCUGGGCUUCAUGGCUCUCAUCUACUCCAUCAAGGCAAGGGACCAGAAGACUCAGGGCAACCUGCAGCUGGCCCAGGAGUGUUCAGACAAGGCCAAGUGGUACAACAUCCUGGCAGCUGGCUGGAACCUACUGAUUCCACUUCUGGCCGUCGUCCUGCUCGUCCUCCUGCUCAUCCACCUUGGCACAUCCCAGGGCUCCUUUGACUUCUUUGGAGAGGACGGUUUCCAAAACUUCGUGAAACUGUUUAGCUGGUAGAUUGAGUCGAAGGGAGAGAAAUAAAAAAAAAAAAACAGUUAGUCUCAAAGUCAACUAAGAAUUUUAGCUAGUCUAACCCAAGCAAUAAAGGUGGACUUGCUAAAAUCUGCUCAGCACUUAAAUGAUCCAAAUUGGUGAGAAAGAAAAGUAAGCCAUGGUUUGUCUAUUACAAGAAUAUCCUUGUUGGGAUGCAUCAUUACUAAUGCUGAUAUCAGAUUUUCGACCAAUAAAACACUAAAAUGUGACACCCAACCAGUAUCUGAUAGUUACAUAUAAAACAUAAUACUUUUGGACCAGCAAUGUCAAACUAAUGAUGAAAGUUUAGUUUUUAAAAAAUUGUAUAGAAAGUAUUGGUGCAUCCCUAAUUAUAAUGCCAGUAUUAGAGGGACCUCAGCUUACACCUGCCAGUCUCCCAGACAGUCAGUAGAGAUGUGAAGCUGAUCAAAGACUGAACAGCCUUAAAUGGAAAAAGAGGGGAACAAACAGAGUUAAGAAGGACUGAAUCCAGGCUGAGAGAUUGAGCAAGCAGCUACUCUGGGUCAAUUAUAUUGUUAUUUAUUGUAUUUAUGUGUUGAUGACAGGUGGAAAUAUCUCUAGGCAGGGUAGAAAGAGGAGAAAGAGCAGAGAGAACAGAGGACUGCGGAGCCAAAGUCUAAUUGUCACAAUGAUGAGAAGCCACUUGACAAAGGACAAUCAACAUUCACUCCCAUUGAUAGUCACAUUUUUCUUCUUUCAGCAGUUUAUCUGUUACAGCAUACAUACAUUUUUGGUGAUUAUUCAUGUUUUUUAUUAGCAUAUUGCUGUGUUAAGUAUUUUAGUGUUACAUCAUCUUAUUGCUGACCUCUUGUGAUUGAGUAAGAUUAAUAAAAUUUACCAGAUAUUGUUAACUCAGUAUUGUAUUGAAAAACAAACCAGCCUUCAUUUUCUGAUUAUAAUGCUUUUACUUGCUUUAUCAAAAAUCUACUAACAAUUUGCAGGUCUUUUUCAGAUCCCCCCUUAGCUAAUGAACACAGAGGUGAAGAGAUGUUCGUUCAAAUGGCUCUUGAGGUUCUUCUGCAGCACCUACACCCAGUUUUACUGUGAUAAUUUAGGGCUCCAUAGGUUUGAUUGUGGGUCGUGUCCGAGGGAACAGGCAAGGCAUGGUUGUUUUCAUCCCAGCUGUGAGCCUGCUGCUGUACCAUCUAUAUACAGAACAUCCCGUUUUAGGAAACUGUAAAAAUGUGCCGUCCAGGCAGACCACUACAGAGGAGUCAGCAGCAAUGUGGAGACUUGUUGCGAAACGAGAGGGCUUAUUACCAUGCAAUCUGCUUUCAGUCUGAAGAGGUAUUACAGAUUAAAUGAUG
This is a messenger RNA of Micropterus salmoides (largemouth bass), 1842 nucleotides long. RefSeq names its product interferon-induced transmembrane protein 5-like. The record is from RefSeq and is a predicted model, not a curated record. The coding region runs from base 71 to 499 and encodes 142 amino acids. Gene Ontology annotation, cellular component: plasma membrane. The transcript has 2 exons. NCBI's taxonomy places the organism in Eukaryota, Metazoa, Chordata, Actinopteri, Centrarchiformes, Centrarchidae.